This is a messenger RNA of Triplophysa rosa, 5788 nucleotides long. It is a transcript of the gene cilp, whose product is annotated as cartilage intermediate layer protein, nucleotide pyrophosphohydrolase. The record is from RefSeq and is a predicted model, not a curated record. The transcript is spliced from 12 exons. Lineage: Eukaryota; Metazoa; Chordata; Actinopteri; Cypriniformes; Nemacheilidae. The coding region runs from base 1736 to 5284 and encodes 1182 amino acids.
UCGCUUCUUUCCCGAAUGAGAUAACGUAUUUACCAAACACGAGCAGUUUGUCUGUUUAUGGCUUCAAGGGGACCCGUGGUGUAUGUAGAUAGAAAUAGCUCAUUCUAAGAGACUCCAUCUUCAUCUUUUGAGCCUUUUGAGCCAUACGGCAGGCUCUGCUCUGGUCUACAUGGCUCUCUUUCCCUUCAGUUUUUACCCGCUGACCUCUAUAGAGGGAGCUCCCCUAGCAGGUACACAAGAUGCCCUAUAGCACCCUGGACAGCCUUUAAACCCUCCCUGACAAUGCCUGCUGCCCAGUGCCUACAGGUCCUGUCCUGCUCAAUUAUCAGGAAAAAGGGUCCUUUGAAGAGCAGCAGUCCACCUUAAAAUGGUCUUCUCAUAAAGAACCUUGUAAGCAUACUUUACAGAAGAUUACAGUGUACCGCUGUUACUAAACUGCUGCUGAUGUGGGAUCAGAAUCUUAAAAGCACCGGAAAGUAUCAUGGUGUUGAAAAUGGUACAAUGGCAAUACCAUGUUUACGCCAAUAUGGUUCCUUGGAGCAUUUUGAAAAUAUCAACCUGCAUAAAUAUUAUAAUCAUACAGUACCAUAGAAUUACCAAAGAGAUAAAGGGUAAAAUUUUCUUUUACUGUCCUACUGAAAUAACUACAAUACCUACCAACAGCUACUGAAGUAUGUUGUUCUAAUGACCUCACCAUUCUCCAAAUUGCCUUAACACAGGAAAUGUGAAAGUCAGUGUCCAGUAAACAAGAGGUGAGGUUUUAUUUGUGGUGGGCUUAAACGUUGCUGUUAAAACAGAAUUGAACUGGCCUUUGGCCUUUUUAUAUUCAGACCCAUCUUUACACACAGUACGACAGUAUCAGUCAGAUGUUUUCCUACGUGUUUUAUCGCCUUAGGGCAUGUAAAAUUAGAUGAAUAUAAUUGAGAUUUUAAGAACCUUGUACAGUUGUAAACUGUAUAACACACCAUAGGGUGUGUUCUGUUGCAUCUGACAUCAUAACUGGACAACGCGGCGUAUUGUUGUUGGCUCGUUGCAUUACCAAAUCUUUCAUAUUGUUUAUCAACACAUUCAGAAGGACAUGGGAGAGAACACGCUAAAUCAUUUGAGAAUGAGUCACAGAAAUAAUUUGUCUCAUGUGUUUUAAAUACACGGAUGUCUUUAUGAUCAGUAAUCUAAACUGUUGAUAAAGGCAGGCUCAGAAAAAUAGCUUUCUGUGUAAAUGUUGCGGAACUAAAGUGAAACAUGAAACACCCAGCAAUGAAUAUCUCACCACACCGCUGACACAACUGUAAAUCUUUACGUAAAAAAUCUGUGUGCGUGUAUCUCUGUGUCUAUUUGUUAUACAGAAUAUUGACAUCUGAAAGCCUUCAAUCACAAGGUCUGUUUCUUUAAUGACGUUGAAAGUAGUCUAUAAGGACUCUAGAAACUGGAAUCUAUCAAUUAUUAUUUAUAUUUAAUUGCUUUGAGGAUGUUGUUCCAGGACACCCCUCACUCAGACUUAAGCAGUCAAGUCAUUUUGUUGUUUCUUGAGAAUGAGAGCCGACCCUGUGGCUCAGGGCUGAGCUAUAUAAGUACCAGACAAAGACCUGAACUGCACAUUCACUCUCUCUCUGUCUUUCUUACUCCAAGUGUUUAGCUACUGCUCUGUAAAUACAUCACAGGAAUAGAAAAGCUGUCCACAGACAAACAGUUGCUUUGAAUCUGUGGCUGGACUAUUCUUAGUGUUGAGCUGUGUAUGGGUGCUUCAUUUCAAGAGGUCAGAAGUCAUUUACAAAGAGCCAGGAUGGGCUCUCUCUCGACAUGGACCUUUCUUCUAUUUCUGUUGGGAAUUACACGCACGACUGAAGGGAUAAAAAGAAGCGUCAGGAAAAUAUCAGAGAGGCCAAGCCCAGCUGUGUACUCCAAUGUGGAUGACUUUGAGUGGACCACAUGGUUUAAUGUCGAUCAUCCCGGAGGGAAAGGAGACUAUGAAAAGCUGAACGUCAUAGCAUUUUAUUAUCGAGGUCGUGUGUGUGAGGUUCCUCGAGCUCUAGAAGCACGCACUACUGAAUGGAUGCCAGCUCGCAGCACCGGAGAAAGAGUACAUGCUGACCCAGCCAUUGGCUUCUGGUGUAUUAAUGCUGAGCAGCCUGCGGGUAGAAACUGCUCAAACUAUGCUGUACGCUUCCUCUGUCCAAGAGAUAAGCCAUUAGAAGUUGAACCAAUAUGGGGUCAAUGGUCGGACUGGAGUCCAUGCCCGGCUCAUUGUGAUCAGGUGGCAACACAGCAUCGCUCUAGAACCUGCAAUUCUAAGCAAUGCAAUGGGCCAGCUGCCGAAAGCAGAACAUGUGAAGGGCCAUCCUGCCCAAGCUGUGAUCUGCAGUGUGUGAUGGGCAGUGUAAAUGUUGAAUGUGAUGGCUGUACCUGUAAAGAUCACACAGUUCUAGGAUCAGUCCGCAGUGCCGGUGGCCUCCCUGCGCCCGGAGCUGCCAUUCUCAGCACUGAUCCAAGCCCCCGACUCCUCACUGUUACCGAUCACAAUGGACAUUUUCAUAUCCCUGGAAUCUGCCCUGAUGGCAACACUACUUUGAUGAUCAAACUGCCGAAUCACACUCCACGAAAAGUCACUGUGCCGCAAAGCACUGAAUACACCUCAGUCCUCCAUUUGAAGCUGGAGAGAGCAAAAAAACUCUAUGUGCUGAAAAAUCCAGAGAACAAGGCCAGAAAGGAAGGUCAAACUGCUGCUUUCUGUUGUAAGGUUGAUGGCUUACCUGAACCAGACAAGUAUGAAUGGUUCCACGAUGGUUCUCUGCUGGACAGGAAUCAAUAUCAGUAUGACAAGACAUUGAUUUUGAGGAAUCUUACUUUGGACCAGAUGGGAGAAUACUACUGCAGAGCUAGUAAUGAGAAUGGAGCAAUCAAAUCCAAACCAGCCACCCUCACAGUCACUGGUCAAAACGAGCCAUCAUGUAACCCUACACCUGAUUUCCACCUGAUCCGCCUACCACAUGACUGUUUUCAAAAUGAAACUAACUCUUUCUACUACGACGUGGGAAGAUGCCCUACAUCCACAUGUACUGGGAAGCUAGAUAAUGGCAUCCGAUGCAAAGACUCUGUUUCCUACUGCUGUGGAAUUUCAAACAUGGAGGAAAAAGAGAUUAAAUGCCAGGGAUAUCAUUUACCAAUCAUGGUAGUGACUCAGUGUGGCUGCAAAACAUGUGUGGACACAAAAUCUAUUGUUCGUGGACGUGCUGUUUCAGCAGACACAGGGGAGCCAAUGAGGUUUGGACACAUCUACAUGGAUGGCGUAAGAGUCAGCCGAACGGGAUACAAAGGAACGUUUUCAAUCCAGGUUCCAAAAGACACAGAACGUCUAGUUCUCACUUUUGUGGACAACUUGCAGAAGUUUGUGAACACCACAAAAGUACUACCAUUCAAUACUAAAGGCGGAGCUGUGUUCCAUGAGAUCAAGCUACUGAGGAAAAAGCCGGCUGUGACCAUUAGCUCAAGGGAGACCAAUAUGCUAGUCCUUGGGGAGGUAGAGGGCCAGGACCCCAUUGCUGAGAUCGAGAUCCCACCCAACACAUUCUUUAAAGAAAAUGGAGAGGUGUUCAUGGGAAAUGUCAAGGCCAGUGUGACAUUCCUUGACCCUAGGGAUAUAUCAACAGCAGCGGCUGCCCAGAGUGAUCUCAACUUCAUUAGUGCUGAAGGUGAUACUCUGCCCUUGAGGACUUAUGGAAUGUUCUCUGUAGACUUCAGGGCUGAAGAAGGAGGCGAGUCACUCAACGCUGGAGAGGUGAAAAUACGUCUCGACGCAGCACAAGUGAAGGUACCCGAGCACUUGAAGACCAUGAUGCUGUGGUCCCUUAAUCCUGAAACUGGUUUGUGGGAAGAAGAGGGACACUUCCAUGCAGAGAAAAAGCAAAGAGGAAAAAGAGAAGAGCGUACCUUCCUCAUAGGUAACAUGGAAAUCCGUGAGAGGCGGCUGUUUAACUUGGAUGUACCGGAGAACAGAAGAUGUUACUUAAAGGUGCGGGCAUUUCGUAGUGAUCGGUUUAUGCCAAGUGAACAAGUUGAAGGGGUCGUGAUGACUUUAAUAAAUAUGGAGCCCACGCCAGGGUUUUCAACUAACCCUCAGUCUUGGGGUAGAUUUGACAGUGUCAUCACUGGCACAAAUGGAGCGUGCCUUCCAGCCUUCUGUGAUGAACAAAAAGCAGAUGCGUAUUCUGCCUACGUCAUGGCUAACCUUGGCGGAGAAGAGCUAGAGGCAGUAGCAUCAUCUCCAAAGUUUAAUCCAAGCAGCAUUGGUGUUCCACAACCUCAUCUGAACAAAUUUAACUACAGACGUACAGAUCAUGACGAUCCCAGAAUAAAAAAGACAGCAUUCAGCAUCAAUGUGGCCAAACCCAGGUCGAACGCAGCUGAAGAAGCCAAUGGUCCAAUCUACCCAUUUGAAAAACUUAAGGAGUGCGAGGAAGCUCCAUUCAAUGCAGCUCACUUUCGUUUCUCAAGAGUUGAAGGAGAUCGCUACGAUUACAACACAGUGCCUUUCAAUGAGGACGAUCCAAUGAGCUGGACAGAAGACUACUUGAGUUGGUGGCCAAAGCCCAUGGAAUACAGGGCCUGCUAUAUUAAAGUCAAACUCAACAGCGCCCAUGAGCUUAACGUUCGUUCUCGCAAUAUGGGAGGUACACAUCCAAAGACCGUCGGUCAACUGUAUGGUAUACGUGAUACCAGAAGCAUUCGUGACAUGGACCAAUCAACUGUUUCUGCCGUGUGUGUGGAAUUCAAGUGCAGCGGGAUGCUCUACGACCAGGAUCGUGUGGAUCGCACCCUUAUAAAGAUAAUUCCUCAAGGCAGCUGCAAAAGAGACAGUGUAAACAGCAUGCUACAAGAAUAUUUGGUAAACCACCUCCCACUGGCUGUCAAUAAUGACACAAAUGAGUUUACUAUGCUUGCACCCCUGGACCCACUGGGACACAACUAUGGCAUCUAUACAGUGACUGAUCAAGACCCCCGAACAGCCAAAGAAAUCGCGCUAGGCCGCUGUUUUGACGGUACAUCGGAUGGUACCUCUAGAGUCAUGAAGAGCAAUGAGGGCGUGUCAUUGACAUUCACCUGUGGUGCUAAGGAGGUCACUAGACAGAGCGUGUUCCAGCAGAUGCAGAACUCACUGGGUCAGGCUACAGCUGGAAGUGCACGCCAAGGAAGAGAAAACAGGAGACUGAGAGGCAGUUCGACCGUAGCUCGCAACAGUAGGAGGAGUACUCGUAAUCCAUACAUGCGUGUCCAAACUAUUGGUUAAUAUUCCAAGAACUUAAAACGUUACAUAAAACCAAAAGAGCUGCUCUUAUGGGAGUUUUUGUCAAGUUCAGCUCUGGUUUCUAGAGUUUCAAAACGUAAAGACGGUAAGAAAAGUGCACAUGGAUUUACAUGACGUUGCCUGCAAUUUAAGUACAAGUCAUUUAGGCUCAUUAAGCAAAUGCCAUGUUACCUGACCAAUAUCAUUACAGAUUUUAUCAUUUGUAAAGCGGAAAGAAAAGAAUUCCAUACUGUAUGUAUCAUAAAUCUCCAGAAGAACAUUUGCUUUUUGUAAUUUUUUCACAUGUAUUUUCUAUUCUCCUGUACUGUGGUAAAUUUUAUACUACUACAAAUGUAAAUAAUAUAUUUAUUACAUACUCCAGUGUCAAAGACAAAGCUGUUAAACAUCCCACUUUCCACAUGUCCCAUUCAUCAUUUACUAAUAUGAAAAAAUCGUCUAAUUUCAUAGCUUCUUACAAAAAUACCAAGUGAAUCAUUUAAACCAAUG